AUGACUAUCGUUAUAGUUCACGGUAACUGGAGCAGUUGGUCGUCAUGGCCAAACUGUAACAAGCCAUGCAAUGGGGGAUCCAAGAUAAGAAAACGACUGUGUAACAAUCCUGAGCCAGCUAAUGGUGGGAGAGACUGUGAGGGUUCAGCAACAGAGAGCCAAUCUUGCAACCCUAAUCCUUGUCCAGGUCUGUUAAGUUCAAUGCUAUAUUGUUUUCGAAUUAGGAAAAGUAAAUCUCCUAUUAAUUGGACACCUACUUUUCUUUUUAACUGGGUUUUGGAAUCCCUCCAAGAGAACGGGCGGAGAUGGGUAGGGGGUUCAGAGGCCCGCCCCCUAACUAUAAAACCGCCUAUUACAUGGCCAGUUUAAACAUAAAGAUUUGAUUUUAUAAACUGAAUUGACAAGGAAGUUUUUUUUCGUAGAGACAUUGAGAAACUCAAAUUUUAAGCGUUAACCCCACUGCUUUGUCAGAGCUAAUCAGAGUAUAGUUCCUUGUGUUUGAUUUAUAUGCUGGCAGAAACGCGGUAAGGUAAAUAAUAAUGGUGUUUUGAUCAGUUAACCGACAAUGGUUCAAGUUUUGUUCUACAAUUAAGAUUUUUAAAGUGGCUUUCUAUAUUACCUUUGUGACGAGGAAAAGAAAGAUCGCAGAUUCCUAGUCAUUUUGGUUUGAAAGUUGGAAUGUUUUGCGAGAUUGAAGUGUCGAGCUGGUGUGAUUCUAUUUGUUGAUCUAUUUGUAUAGCGCGACGUGUGGUAACAGAGUCGAAGUAGCCGAGUUAAAGCACCAUUCGUCUGAAUUCUAGGGAAUGUUUUGGUCAUCUCUACAGAGUCGUCCAAGUCUACGAAAUUAAAUUCAUGGGAAAUCGAGAUUUUAAGGUCAAGACUUUCAGAUAGUUGAGACUGUGGUGCGAAAUGGAACGCCAAGAAUUCAGGUAUCUAGAGGGCGGAAUACAGUCAACUCUCGCCUUGCGGACAUCCCGCUAUAACUGAAACCCUGACAACACUGUCAGCAGAUAAAUACCCGGCAGAAACAAAUCACAGAUGUUUGACUUAAAUAAACUCUCGCUAUUAUGGACUCUCGCUAAUGAGGACACUAAAUCUAGGUCCCUACAGUGUCCGCAAUAAAUGGAGUUGACGGCACCAGGGGAAAGAGACCUAUGCCAGUGGGGAAGUCUCAUGAAAUUACGUUCAAGCUGGGUCCUUAAACCUUUGUGUCCAAUGUCUCCUUUAUACUCUGUGGAAUUAAACAAUUGCCUUUUUACACUAACAACGAGGUGUUUUACUUUCAGCUGAUAAUAUAAACUGCAAGAUAAGGUUUCCAACGAAGGAAUGGAAAGAAACAAUGGCCAAUCACAGCAGCAAAAGCUACGUAGAAUGUGCUAAUGAGACUGAAGGAAUGGUAAAUGUUGUAAUCAUAAAAUUGUUUGAUGACUCCGCUCCAAACCUUUUUACUGAUACUUAGACCAUAUUAAUUAAUGUGCCUAUAAAACCAUCACACUCUUUAUAUUUAUGAUUUUUCUCCCUCUUUCAAUUAAGUCCGAGCCCCUUCAAAGUCAUGAUUUCAACUACCCCCCUUCCUUAAUCCCCGACAGGAAUGACUGGACUGGGAAUGGCCGUUUUUAUACUAGAGGACGCAUUAUCCGUCUGGACGAAUUUGGGCAAACAUUUGUAGUUCGUCUGGUUAUGCGUCUCAAGUAUAAAGACGGGCUCAAGACGCAUUAUGUGUCUAGACGAACUUUCCUUCGCAAUACGUCCUGAACGACGCAUUACGAAAGGUAGUGCUGACACUGCUGUUGCUGAUAAUUACUUUUUGAAGUAUUCAGACCGGGUUCUAGAUCAGUGGCUCCAGGUCCUUCCUUGAUAAUAAAUGACGUCAUCGUCACAUUAGCGCUAGUGUUAAAGAUUGAUUUAUUUUGUCAGACGCCAUGUACUAUCUAAGUAUUUUUCGCUUUGAGGUUAGAAAUUUCAUGCAAUUUGUCUUCUGUCUAAGUUCCACACUGUGUAGUCGUAAUGACGUAAAAAUACGUUAUCUUGUCAAUCAAGUUAUGCCUAGAUGUUUGGAAAUGAUGAUUUCAUUACUCUAUGAGUAAUUUUUGGCUGCCGUAUCAAGACCUGUUUUGAAGUUAGGGCCCAUAGCCCCAAGAAGUAAAAAAAGCUCGGUCUGAAAAUUUAUUUGACAAAAAUUUUAUAUUUCUCACUUUUUUGUCAGCUAAGAGAGUUCUACCACUCAAAAGGUGAAAAUGUCAUGGAUGUUAAAGUAUUGAAUCUGAGGUAAAUAUUUUUAAAGGUACCCUCCACAUGUAUGAAAUUUUAAACAGAAUGAUAUUCCUUUCUCUCUGAUUUCUAAGGUCUUCUGGGCCACGCGUUCCCUGCUGGAGAUCCUUUUAGUUUUGUCUGUCCACAUAUACAAGUAUCCGGGGGUUUAUUCUUAACAUUGUGCUUUUUCCCUUCAAAUCGGUCACCAAAAGGUUUGGGUGCUUACCAUUUACGAAACCCACCCAGUUGGAAGUCUUGUGGAUAGAUUUAAAACUAUAAAAUUUGGAAAAACUGCAACACCUCGAAUCACAGCCUAUAUUAACAGAAGGUACCCCAACGAAGUGGAGCAGACCAGUUGAAUUCCAACCUGAAUAACCCCUUGACUGAGUCUCUUUAAAAGUUCUGUCUUUAAGGCCUCAAAGUAUUCCCUCUAAGCAAUUUUAAACCGUCUAACACGACCCUUCGAUGUUUUACUGUUUGAUCUCGGGUUAGUCAUUGAAAUCCGUGUUCUGAUGUGUAUACACGGACAAAACGCCUUUUCAAAAGAUAAAUGAAACAAACAAAAAACUUAAACCAUAAAUGAUAACUUAAUUAAAAGGUGAGCCACUCAAAAAAAAGGAGUAAUUGUUCUCAUAAUGUGAACAAGUUACCUCAUACUUGUGACAUGACAGCACGCGAUCUCUUUUACUGCCAAGGAUUAUGAAGAAGAUAAAAGGAAAAAGAGGGAUUAGGCCUGAUACUCAGGCUAAUUUUAAUCCCGUCAGGGAGACAAGAUUUUUUCCUUAAUUAAUCCACGUUUGUGAUACUUAUGUCUCAUUCUUUUCUUACAAUGUUUUUAUUACUCGAAUUCAGCGAAGGAAGCAUUAUCGCCAGCAUAAACGUGAGCUUUCUUGCUAUAGAUGCACUACAGCUCAUCUCUUUACAGGAAGAGCUGGCUGGAGGAACACUGGGCACUACUCCAGCAGAAUUACUUAACCUUUCUAGCAGUUAUGGUAAGGAUAUUGCGAGUAUCACCGAGUUGAAAUCAAAUGGGUUGUGUCUUAUUCAUCCCUUGUAUACUUGCUAAACACCCAGCUACAUGAGUUUGCUUGUGCUGCUUUUGGCAGUUAGAAGUAUUUUCAAAUUUUGGUCAUCGAUAUAAAUUUGCCAUUUCUUUGCUUAAUCCAGCAAAUAAUGCUAAAUCUCUAGGGAAAAUGUACAAGACAAGGUUAAUAUUCAUGAGUUAAUUUGGUUGGUUUAGAUAGCUAGCUUCUAAGUGACGAUUUCCUCUGAUUCCUUUAGUUUUACUUUAAAAAGAUGCUUUAAAAUCCCGAGUACAUCAUCAGUUGUACGUAAUUUAAGCUAUUGAGUCGUAAUCUCCUUUAAUUUGGUAUUGAUAAUUGUGCUGUACAAAGCAAAUUUAACUGUAGGGAAAACUCUAAAAGAGUAGUAAAGUGAAUAGCCAGAAUGCCUGAGUAUAGAAAGUAUUCAAUUAGGAUAAUAGUUACCUUAGUUGACUAGGAUUUCAGCGAAGGAUGACUUUACUCUUUAUUUUUAUUAAAAGUACCCGGCGAGCCACCUGUAAUAUUGGAAGCAAUCAGCAACACGUCCACAUCUAUAGAACUGAGAUGGACAGAGGUUACAGAGCUCUAUUCGAUGCCACUUUUAGGCUAUAUUAUAGUCUACAAGAAAAGAAGCGGAAAUUUUCGGGUAGAAUCCAUGAAAUCAGUGUUACCAAUGCCCCUUGAAGCAGUUGUAGAAGAUCUAGAGAAGUUUACAGAUUACAUAAUACGCAUUUAUGCGUUUACUAGCAAUGGUAAUGGUAUACCAAGUCAAGCUGUCGCAGUACGAACACAGGAGGACGGUAAGUUUUAGGCUAAAUUUCAGGGAUACGAACCCUUUUUUAUGAACAAUUGUUGUCACGGGUUCCCAAAAAAAAACAAAAAACAAAACAAAACAAAAAAAAACACGGAUGAGGGGUAGAGGCGGCUGACGGAGGAGGUAGAUUCCCUCGGAGAUGCCGCGAAAAAAAAGGUUUAUGUGUUAAUUUGCUGCAAAUUACCAGAUAUCAUUGUAUGCCUAAAUUCUUCGUUCCUCAGUUCCCACAGAAUUGUGGUCUAGCAGGAUAAAAUUGACAGGAAUUAGUCAAGAUCAAAAACGGUAACUCAAAGGAAUUAACAAAAUGGGUGACUCGGAAAUAACAUCACUCUUUUACUUAAUAUACAGAUGUUCCGUUUCCCUAUAGUGUAAGCUCCUAGGCAGAGCUCUGGGUCCUCCCUGGUCUUCAUUCAUGUGCACUCUUCUUCCCAGGGCCUCCUGAAAAUCUUUAAGCUGGCAAGGCCUGAGUACGACUACCAGAAGCGCUCAGGCUUCAGAAAUAAGAUAGAAAGGAAAGAGUUUUUCCUUUCCUCUUUGCUUUUUUUCUUUUCACUAGUUCCUAGUCAGACACCACCAAACAUUAUUGUCCAGUCCACAAGUUCCACAACGAUUGAUGUUUCCUGGCAACCAAUUGAUCAAGCCUAUGUACAUGGUAUACUCCUGGGAUAUGAGGUCAGGUUUGCUAAGGAUGAUGGGUUACCACUGCUCUGGGAAUCAAGACACGUGCAUCCAAAUGUCCGUAAAAUAAUUUUAAGUGGUCUUUGGUACUACUCAAAGUACAAGAUAGUGGUUUGUGCGAAGACAUCGAAAGGUUGUGGAAAAGAAUAUCACGCUAUAUCUUACACGUGGGAUGAUGGUAAGCUUCCCGAAUCGAUUUGUACCACGAAAAUCUUGCUUUCAAACGUCCCAGCGAUUGUACCACGUAGUUCAACUUGCUGAAUGUAGGCAAACAUCGAAUUGCGCCUAAUUCGUAACUUCUGUACCCCAGAAAGAGAAAAGACAAAUUCUUGGUCGCGUGUUAACACCCAAUAGAAAACGUCGCGGUGAGGACAAUUCACGUCGUAGUCGCGCAGUGUCGGGAAAGAGAUGUACCAAAAAGUGUGUUGUAAGUUCACAACUUUUUGGCUUGUUCAAGCCUAUUACUUUUGCGAUAUUCUCCUCUCCAUCGUUGUCGCUUUUGGUUAGGCUUCCAAUGAACGCUUUUUAGGAACAAAAUCAGUCAACGUUGUCUUAAAAAAGUUGUUUCCUUCUCUUUUAAGUCCCCACCAGACCACCGCAGAAUGUCUUAGCGCAAAACCUAACAUCCGAAAAAUCAAUUAAUGUUAACUGGAGUCCAGUCCUUGGUGGCCAUGUCAACGGCCCUCUUCUUGGUUAUUCUCUGAAAUAUCAAAGAAUCAGGACGGCUGAGAGAGUAUUGGAAGAUAUAGAGGAAGAUACACUGACUUUUAAGCCAGACGAGCUUUCCACUGUCCUACAAGUUAAAACGUAUUCUACCUACCGAAUCCGAGUGGCUGCCUUUACACCAAAGGGACUGGGACCUUACAGUGAAUACGUGCUAGCUGGUGAGCGUGUAGAAGCUUUCACCUUUAACUAUAUUAAGACGUUUGUUGCAAGAUUACAGCACUGUACUGUACGCUUCCUUAUUUUCACAGCAACUACUGCAAAAGUUCUCCUUUUUUGCCUCAUAUAUUUGUGCCUUAUCUUAUUGUAACUUAUGAUGUAUUUUGAAACAACAUGUUUUCGACCUUAAGAGCAGCAUUUGUCUAAAUAUAAAAGCAUUUUAGCACAAUUUUCCAAUUGCCAAAUAAAAGUAGAAGUCGUGUAGAAUUAAAAAGCUUAAAGCAUCAAGUCCGCUAAGUAUAAAGUAUACCUCAUUACGGAGUUUCUUUAUCCCCUUUUCUCUAUCAAAAAUCAAACUAUAAUUCAUUGUCAAUGAAAUGCCCAAUAUCUUUUAAUCACACUGACUUUAUACUUUUCUUUCUUUUUGCUUCCCAUUAAAAGAAACCUGCCGUUGUCCAAAAAUACUCUUCACAAACUUCUGGGCAACAUCACCAUACCUUACGUUUAACAAAAAAGAUAACAAACUCGAGGGAAUAUUUAGCGGGAUUAUCACUGAAAUGGUUCACACUGCUUGCGGAAUUUGUCCCGCGCACGGCGACACCAUAAUCGAGAUCUCUACCAACGGGAAGAACGGACUUUCUACUAAGGAAGAUGUGUUAGAAGUCCUUAAAGACAUCGAUGAUGUCCCAGAAAUAAGUUUUCCAAUAUACGGCAACAAAUACAUCACCACAUACUUGGGUGACUACGCUUACAUCAAUAUUGUGGAAUCACCCGGGGUAGCAUUCCUUGUUGCUAGUAGGCCCCCAGGUGGAGCAGCUAUGAACAUGAUAAGGGCAGUACUGCAAACGGUGCCUUUGAUUGUGUUGUCAGCAUGCAUGGCCUUCAUGGCCGGAUUUAUCGUAUGGUUUUUGGUAAGUCUCAAAAAUUAUUUGCUACCAAAAUGGUGAAAAAGAUACCUCAUCUUGAUUGCAUGAAGAGAUUUAUUUCAGGCUGUACAGUGUUAAAACUGUCCUUAGCAAUCAGAAGGUUACGUAAUUGGAAGGGCCAAAACAGGAACCUACGGAAUAUUAAGGCACCUUAGACGUACCACAAACCAAGUCCUCUUCGGGAGGGAAGGAAGACCUUCCAAAAUACUGGUGGAAGCAACUGAAGCUCACUUCCUCCCCACAAAACUUGGGUGAAAUAAUUAGAAUCUCAUUACUUUAAAAAGGAAUACAUUACCGCCAAUAGUGUUAGGGCCUUUUGUCUUUAUGUCAUGAAUGAAAUGGUUUUGAAUUCUUGUAAUCUCAGUCACGUGCUAUAUUAUAAGAUUUAACAUGUUUUACAGGUCUUUUAGCCAUUUUUAGGUCAAUGGAUGUCUUGGUUUUUGAAAAAAAAAAUCACCUGAUGUGACUCAAAAUCGAUGAGCCGUAACUGAAUAAGGAAAACUCUAUUCCCUGUUCCUUCCAUUACCUGUUACAUACAAGCUUUAAAAUUGUCCCAUUUCCGUUUCACUGAUUCUUGGCGGGCAAUUCAUGCAUACUAAAGAGGGCAAAGAAAAACUGCUAUAAGUUGCAAAAAUAUUUUAAGACACUGUCCCUGACUGAGCUUAUAUGUUCUGCCCAUGAUCUUGUGCUUGGUAUACCCCUUCCUUCCCUUGUCGAAGUUGCUAGCAGGAGAGAGCUAAGGAGAUGGGGAAGGCCGUUUUUCGUUGGGAUGUGUCAACAAAUUUUAUACUAAUUGUAGCUCUUACUAACCCUAAAUACAAAUCAGUUAUUUCAAUUCUCCUCAUUUUUUUUUUUAAUUCCCACGCCAAAACUUCCAACACCAGCACCGCCACCACCAUUUCAGGUGUUGUUCCUCCACCACCUUACCACAUUUCCCUAGUAUCUCGCCGCCAUUACAACCACCACCACAACCAUCACAAUUUUUUUCCCUCCACCGCCACCACCACAAAGGGGAGGAAAACGGAUAACAGCAAUAAAUUUCCAUUCAACAUAUAAAAUAAAAAUUAUCUUGACAUAACCCGUUUUAAGACUAAAGAACAGAAAUCGUCUCAAGAUAUUGUCUGCAUUGUGCUCUUUGAUGCUUGCUGCUUUUAUUUUUACCGCAGGACUCAAAAUUUAACCCUGAAGAAUUUCCGCUCAGUUUCUUGAAGGGAGUUGGCGAAGGUUUCUGGUGGUCUUACAUUUCCAUGACAACUGUAGGGUAGGUAUCAACAAUUGCAUUGUUAAAAAAACUUAAGCUGUUCGUCUAAUAGUGAGCGUCUAAUAGUUUUCGUUUCUUGAAUUACAAACGCUUGUUUAAACAAACCAAAGAAUGAUCACGUGACAUUUUAUUACGUCACAAAACAGUUUUCUUGCGGUUUUUCCGCAGUCAGGAAUUUCCUUUUUCAAAAUUUUCUUUUUUCUUUAGCUUUUGAAUUUUUUUUUCACAUCUCAAAUAUCAGCUGACAAAUGACAGUUUCAAUUUUAACAAAUUCGUACCUCAAAAACAGGGUGCUCCCUUGUAAAAUAAUUCUGAAUUUAAGCGUAACAGAUCUUUAAUUCAGCUUUUAUAUUCCCUUGAAUAGUUCUCUUAAAAAUGGCGUAUAAAACCUUAGAAAAUUCAAAAGUUUAAAAAAUUGCGCAUGAAUGACGUCAAAAAAUGUGACGUCGUAAUUUUUCAUUUUGUGUCAAAAUAAAUGCAAAUUUAAUUGGUCCAAUAUUCUAUAUUCGCAGGCCAAGUUUGGCAUAGAAAGAUUUGAAGCCGACAAAGUGAUUUUCAAUUAACCAAUUUUACCACUCUUUAUGAUCCCUUUGGGCCGCAUGGUUUGCCCCCGCUGUGUUACUGGUCUCAACAGAAAACACAAAAACAAAUAAAUGCAAAUGCAAAAAAUUGAAACUAAAGCCGAAGUAAUUUUGUUUCCUUGAGAUUGGAUUCCCUUUUUCGUGUUAUGACAAGUAUAAUGGAAUAGGUGAUACAUUAUUUGGGGCCUGUUUUGGCGACAAAAGGAGUAAGUAUCACCAAAAACACACAACGAAACAAAACAACGUCACAUGAAUAAACAUCUUUACCUAAAAAUAAAUAAAUAAAUAAUUAUGCUAAGCGUGAAGUACCAUAUUUUCUUCUAUUUGUUGAUAGGUAUGGUGAUCGAGCGCCCAAGUCUAUCAUCGGGCGCAUUUUUGGUAUAAUGUGGACAUUAACGGGCCUUGUUAUUAUCUCCAUUCUAAUUGGUGCAAUUGCUUCGUCACUCACAAGCGUUACUGUAGAAAGGGACGUCAUUCUGUAUGGUACAGAGGUAAAUCUAUAUGAAAACAAUAUAAAUAAAAAAGAAUGAAUAGAUAAAGAUAAAUAAUAUGAAGUACAACAUUGUUUCGAGUGGCCCUUCGUCUGAGGUGUUUUGGAAAUGUUGGUUUACUAGGAAGGAGGAGAACAUCUCGGAGCAAGGGGGAUGAGCAACAUCAGUCUUCUCAUCAUAGCAAACCCUUUGGCGACCACUUGCGAAUAGGGAAAACCAACUUUUUAAACUAAAACCUCGUUCUGGAGCAUGCGCAUAUGCCAAGAUUGUGCCAUAUGCCAAUUUUCGAAUCUAUUUCAAACUUUCUUUCUCGAUCUCUAUUUCACUUGCCUUUUUUACAGACAGUUUUGUCUCCCACUUUAUUGCAUUUUUCUCAUGGAAUUGUGGCUGGCUAACUUUCCAGGAAAGGGACCAAUUUAAUUUGCAGAGCGUAGUUAUUGAAUAGCAAAAUUGGCAUUAGAUUUUUCCCCGAAAUGUUACUAUGGAUUUUUUGUAUCUAACUCUUUAACGAUUGUCUAGUAUUUCCAAAAUGAGUUACCAGUGGACAGAUAUAUCGUUGCUUAAUUAAUAUCUUAAACUGAAAGCUAAACGGGUCCAGGAAGGCUUGACUAAUCAUAUGCAUCGUUCCAUAUGGAACGAAAGUGACCAAAGCCGUCCUCGAAGGUUUAACAGGGCUGAGACGCAUAGCUUGCAUAGCCCUUUCUUAUCCAUUUAACUAUCCCUAGGUCCCUUCUAGCACCAUCCACACCAUUAGCACAAGUGAUACUAUAUGCAUAAGAAACACUGAAAUACAAAGACAAUCAAAGACGUUGAAAUUUUCUCAGAUGACAAAAAACUAGCAUAUACAAAUUUUUUGUUUCUCCUUUAACCUUAAUUAAUAUCUUAUUAUUGCUGUCUCUGUAAUCUUGANUCGAGUGGCCCUUCGUCUGAGGUGUUUUGGAAAUGUUGGUUUACUAGGAAGGAGGAGAACAUCUCGGAGCAAGGGGGAUGAGCAACAUCAGUCUUCUCAUCAUAGCAAACCCUUUGGCGACCACUUGCGAAUAGGGAAAACCAACUUUUUAAACUAAAACCUCGUUCUGGAGCAUGCGCAUAUGCCAAGAUUGUGCCAUAUGCCAAUUUUCGAAUCUAUUUCAAACUUUCUUUCUCGAUCUCUAUUUCACUUGCCUUUUUUACAGACAGUUUUGUCUCCCACUUUAUUGCAUUUUUCUCAUGGAAUUGUGGCUGGCUAACUUUCCAGGAAAGGGACCAAUUUAAUUUGCAGAGCGUAGUUAUUGAAUAGCAAAAUUGGCAUUAGAUUUUUCCCCGAAAUGUUACUAUGGAUUUUUUGUAUCUAACUCUUUAACGAUUGUCUAGUAUUUCCAAAAUGAGUUACCAGUGGACAGAUAUAUCGUUGCUUAAUUAAUAUCUUAAACUGAUAGCUAAACGGGUCCAGGAAGGCUCGAAUAAUCAUAUGCAUCGUUCCAUAUGGAACGAAAGUGACCAAAGCCGUCCUCGAAGGUUUAACAGGGCUGAGAUGCAUAGCUUGCAUAGCCCUUUCUUAUCCAUUUAACUAUCCCUAGGUCCCUUCUAGCACCAUCCACACCAUUAGCACAAGUGAUACUAUAUGCAUAAAAAACACUGAAAUACAAAGACAAUCAAAGACGUUGAAAUUUUCUCAGAUGACAAAAAACUAGCAUAUACAAAUUUUUUGUUUCUCCUUUAACCUUAAUUAAUAUCUUAUUAUUGCUGUCUCUGUAAUCUUGACAUGAACGAACGAUAACCUUUUGUUUUGGGUCAAAUUUUAGAUAGGGGCGUUACGGGGCUCUGCAGAAUAUCGACUGGGUGUACUUCACAACGCAAAAGUUAAUACAAGUAAGUAUAUAGUCGCUGUGCCGCUGUCAGUGUGCCGGCUAGAAAUUAUGACUGCAAACAGCUAGGGUAUGUUAAAAAAAUGAACGGAGAAUUAACAAAGCAUGAUGAUAAGGUUGAUUUACGGACGUUUAGAAAUAUAAACUUUCUAUACUGUUUGAACCGGAACUAAAGCAAAGUAAGACCAUUAAACUCCUUUUCUUUCUGAACUUCACUGGCUUCCAGAACGUAAACAUCACAAAUUAAAUACCGAGAUUUAUGCCUGAAACCGUAUGGCGAUCGAUCUUUUAGUUCUGAGACACCUAUUAAAUCGCAUUAUGUUGCUACCCGCUCAUUCGAAAAUUCCUUCACAGGUGUUUCAAAGCGGCAGAAAUUUUAAGAACACCGUACCUAUACGGUAUAAGCACUCAAUUGCUAAGAAUUGAUAUGAUUAGUAUUAUAAUGAUGAUUAUUGAUAUCAUAAAUGUAUAUUAUUCUAAAUAUUAUACAACAAUAUCAAUAGUUUUUUUCUCUGUCUUGCCAUGAAAUACUUGUCGGAUACUAAUGGAUUCAAUUUACUAUUGCUCUGCAGAACGCCAGUAUAGCAAUAUGGAUGAUAUUCGAAUGGCAUUGGAAGAUGGGGAAAUCCAAGGAGCCUUGAUUGACACUUACGUCAUCGCUGAGCAUAAAGAAUCUCUUCUAAGUGACAGAAUUUUUGUCAAAAAAAUACUCGAUCGGCCAUUUGGUUAUGGGGUUGUGUUGUCAGGAGCUGCAAGGAAUGUAGAACUGAGAUGCCGGGAUUACAUCAACAUGAAAAUCACAGAUAUAUUUCAAAUUAUCCAGAAUACUACAAAGACAUUAGAUGUAAGUUAAUUAGGGAUUGAUUGCUAUCGCCUACUCCAACGCCUGAUGUGUGGGAGCACAAAACCCCCUUCCCCCGAAAAAAAAUAAAUAAAUAAAUAAAUAAAAAAUAAAAAAUAUGCAUACACUCCCCAAAAAUUAUAUAAAAGAACAGCAGAUGACCAGAAACGAUAAUGAGAUAGCGAGUCAUGAUGAAUAAUCAGAACAAUUAUUACUGUUUGACGAACUAUAAAUGCAUGUUACUGAAAGUUAAAGCCAUCCGCAAGCACAUUUUGCUUGUUGUCCCUUUUCUUACGAUUACGUUUGAUCAAAGUCUUGCUUCUUCGUUCCUUGAGUAUAAUGCGUCUUUAGUAUAGAGAUAUUCAAUCUGUCGGGUACUUUCCUAUGACUCAUAAUGCAAGCAAACUAAAACUAAAGGCCUGGAUUUUUUUAUGGCCACCACUUCAAAGUGGAUACAUUAUUUUUUUUUUUUUUUCGCGAAUUCCAAUAAUUGUGCAGUCUUAUUAUUCGAAGUAAUUCUUAAUUUAAAAACAUGCUUACUUUAAGUUCCCAUCCCGUCUUCUGUUCCUCGACAGAUUGCAUUUUCGCGGUUCUUGCUGUUUUUCACGCAAGGCAGUGGCUCAGCUGUUUUGUUUUUUGUUUGUUUGUUUGUUUGAUUUUUUUUCAAAACUAUGUUGCAAUUAGUACUAAUUAAUUAGUACUUAAAUAUGCCCAUCAGUUUGAACAUUUAAGUACUAAUUUACACGGGCUUGUAAAUUAGGAGGCAAACGUGGCGUUUACCAUCUUUGUCCUUGACUUACUCCUCAGCUUUGCACAUUUUUGGGACGUAUUUGCCUGUAACAAUUGGGGUGCAAAUCCGUUUUUUCUUCCAGUAUUUCAAAAACAGUUGAGCUAACACAAAUGACAUCCUCCCAAAGCCUCUCGGUCGCCGUGCCUUUUUUCUGGCACAAGCUGAUAAACAACUGAAAUCAUUGAAUUUAACGGUUAUCGUAAAAUUCUUCUAAAUUUGGUCAGCGCUUAUUGGUUAUGAAAAGUUAGCCGAGGAAUUUGGACCAAUCGGAAACGGAGAAAUAUUUUGAAUUUUUUAAAAUAACUAUUUGAAAAUAUUUCGAUAAAGUUAUUGUUGUUUUAUAGGCGCGCUCGCCAGAUGCAGAGGUUGAUGAAAGUACAGGAUUGUUUGACGGCUCGUCACAAAUGUUUCUUAUGUCAGUUGCUUCUCUGGCGGGUACCUUGAUAGUGACUGUCGCCGUGGGCAUAUGGUAUCAUAUUUGCAUCUAUGUUCCUAGCAAAAACAAAGGUAAGGAAAAAAAAUCAAAAUAACAAUAAGAUUACUGACACUGGAGACUGGGACCUGUAGGAGCUAACUCCCUCGUACGUUCGUGUCACAGUGAAUUUACACUAUAGCACAAUUCUUUUAAACUAGUUUGAGAAAACAUGCAGACCUGAAAUUGGUAUUUUUGACGACAUUUAUCCUUUUUUUGUGCAUAAAAUGUGACAAUGACGGGCUAGGUGAACCAUCUGCCAAAGAGUACGUGUUAUUAUUAUUAUAAAUGUAUAAUGAGAAAUGCAUAAGAAAAGUAUGGGCUUUGCAUGGAAUUAUGUUUUACUUUUGUAGCCAAGCUUUCACGUUUUUCUUUUUCCAAAGAAAAUUAAUUUGUUAAGGAUACACUGAGGAAACCUUUUUUAAAGAAAGUUCAAUAAAUUUAAAUGAAUUAUCUAUUUCAGAGGAGAAGUUGAAAGAAUCUGGGUCACAUUUUUCUUACAAGGAGUCCCUGAUAAAAGAAAUGAAAGAACUUGUGUACUCAUUCUACAGAGACGUGCAGAUCAAAAUUUGUUUCAUCAAAAAGACGCAAAAGCGCGAGAUUAGAGACAUGAUAAAGGAGUUGAAGCUCAUGACGUUGGGGGAAAAAUCUUCCAAGCAACGGAAAAAAGAUUUGGAAGAGUCAGUCUGCGGUAAUGAUACAGCUUCAACCUGGACGAAAGAAAAGCAGUCUGAUCUACUAAGGGAAAUUGUCCAACUAAGCAGCUCGAUGAAAUAUGUUCCAGAACAGUCUCAUCAGCUUAAAGUGCCAAAUUCUAUGGGCUUAGGUGCAUGCAACUCAUGGUGUUCCUCAAGUUUGGGUAGCACCCAGCUUCUUUUAAUAUCCAGCGAUUGCAAGUCAUCGGCAGUUGACUGGAAAAUGCAGGAAACAGAGUCAAAUGCGUAGUGUAUGUGUAGCUAGAGAUUACAGCAACGACAGCAACACUUACAGGAUCUUAAUUCGCAGAUGCGGGAAGAAAAGAAAUGCAGAAACCAGUAUAGAACAAAUACAGUUCUUAUCACUAAGAAGAGCUUAAGAGUCAACAGUCACAGUUUAAGAGCGUUGGGGUUCAUAUUGGAUGUUAGUUGUUUAAAUAUAUAUCAAAAAGUCAAGGAAAAGAAAACAGUUCUCGUUUUGAGCCAAUACUAAAAUAGGGGAGGAGUUACAAAAAAUGUAAUUCCCAAUUGUAGAGCCAUUUUAAAGCCCGUAAAAAGAGAAUGCGAAUUUCAAAUAUAAUAAAGAGCGAGAUCUGUAUAGCUGAAUAGGUUUUGUAUUGAAACUUCAUUCUACUGUUUACUGGUUCAUCAUUACAGCUGAUUUUAUUAUGAUUUGGCAGAGGGCCAAAAACGCAACUUUUAAAAUGAAUUUGCGUUUUUUCAGACAACAACUCGUCUACUGGCGACGCAGAGUCCGGUGGCAUGGUCAACCUUUCUUGGGCUGGGUGGGUUAUUUGUAAAGAGAGAUCUUAAUAUACGGAUAACCUCAUCGUCCUCCUUCAAAGAAGGAAUCGUAAUGGCUACCGGCCUGUAAACAUGCAUUGUAAUACUAUGUAUUUAUGUAUGUUUUAUGUGGUUUAAUUUUCCCGAAGUUUAACUAUUGGGGACCAAGCCAAAUUUAGAAAAAAUGGAAGAAAAAAAGCUUUCGUUUUAAAUACGUCCUCCAAAAGACGUUGCAAGUUGCACUUCCGUCGAAAUCUUGCAGGGACGGCGAGGUCGGAAUGUAAUCGAAAGACAUGUUUUGUUCAUAACUAACCUAUUACCUUGUGAUUGUUCUCUUUGUCGUCGUCGUCGUCGCCAGUGAAGCUCCCUGAUAGGGUAGCAAUUGGGGAAUUGAUCCUUUUCGGUCAGGAAUACGCUAGAAACAAAGGCAUCAUUGCCUGCUAUGCAAUGCUCACCGUAACUAAGAAUUAAUAGUAGGGAGCUUAAGCAAAGACGUUUUUGAGCGACACACUUCAACCGGAGGUGAGGCCUUCUCUCUUCUCGUAUACCUUGACUCUAACAAAUUUGUACUGCUAAGUUUCUUUCCUCUUAUAAAGACGAUUUACCCGAGAGUUUCAGCCAAACCACUCUCCAGUGAUGCAAAAAGUCUACUUCUAGUUGACGUCCGUCACUCAAAAAUGUUGUUGCUUAAUCUCUCUAAUAGCAUGUGAACUGCUUCAUAUUUUACUGAGGCCUUGUUUGGACAAUGGCUAAAUUAAUUAAUUCGUAAUACAAUAGGAUUCAUCAAAAAGUAAAGAAAAAUAAACUAAAUAAAGAAACAAAUAAACUGAGCAAUAAAUAGCAAGAGAGGACGAAUGAUUUAUUCUCUGGUGGCCAUGGGGCUAAACCAUUUAACCAAUUCGCGCGCAUCGCUUUCAGACACGAAGUCAGCAUCUUGGAAAAUUCUUUUGAGUAAAAAUAGUUUUUACGCAACGAAACAGAUCUUUUCGUACAGGAACACCAACAUGGCCGCCGUUUCAUUCCUUUGGUAAACUGGUCGCCUUGACGUCAUGUGAAAACAAUGUCAUAUUGUUGCGUUCUACAGGGGUUUCGAAAGUUCUUUCUGAUUUUUUUGUUUUGUUUUAUUUUCACUGAUUAUUAAAAUAGAUUUUUUAAAACUAAGUAUGCAAUUCCUUAUUCAUUUAAAGUUGAAUAACUGAAAUAUUACUAACCAGAAUGUCCUCCUUUAUGUUUUCUGGCAUUUUCUAGGCGGUGAGGUACAGAAUAUAAGAGCUAGGCCUUCAUUUUAGUGAAAGAGAACAGAAAAUAAAAGAAAACGGCCAUAAAUACGAAAAUAGAAAACCUACAAAAUGGGCAGGAAAAAAUGGCGAGAAAAACCACGCGUACUUGCACAUGCUUAAACAGGGAAAGAUAAUAUGAAAUGAGGGUAUGUUAAAAAGUGUAUGUGUAUAGAGCUUGUUCCUGUUUCGUUAGGUGGCCUAUAAUGGUGGCCCUUUGGGUGUCCCAAGUAAAUCCUGCGGAAUUUGAACUCUUGUUUUAACUGAGGAUCAUAGCCAUUAGUUUCUGGAGUUUGAACGUUCGUUUGUUCAGCAAACGUAAUUGUUGUUCCCAGCCUUUCUCGUCACCCGGAAUGGACAGAGCAGUUAACUCCGAGUCCUUAUGUUGUUAACGGCUUGCAGAAUAAUAUUGUACCGAAUCGAUUUCCAUGCUAGCAAUCAAGAACAAAAAGCUAGUACGUGUUAUUAUUAUUAUAAAUGUAUAAUGAGAAAUGCAUAAGAAAAGUAUGGGCUUUGCAUGGAAUUAUGUUUUACUUUUGUAGCCAAGCUUUCACGUUUUUCUUUUUCCAAAGAAAAUUAAUUUGUUAAGGAUACACUGAGGAAACCUUUUUUAAAGAAAGUUCAAUAAAUUUAAAUGAAUUAUCUAUUUCAGAGGAGAAGUUGAAAGAAUCUGGGUCACAUUUUUCUUACAAGGAGUCCCUGAUAAAAGAAAUGAAAGAACUUGUGUACUCAUUCUACAGAGACGUGCAGAUCAAAAUUUGUUUCAUCAAAAAGACGCAAAAGCGCGAGAUUAGAGACAUGAUAAAGGAGUUGAAGCUCAUGACGUUGGGGGAAAAAUCUUCCAAGCAACGGAAAAAAGAUUUGGAAGAGUCAGUCUGCGGUAAUGAUACAGCUUCAACCUGGACGAAAGAAAAGCAGUCUGAUCUACUAAGGGAAAUUGUCCAACUAAGCAGCUCGAUGAAAUAUGUUCAAGAACAGUCUCAUCAGCUUAAAGUGCCAAAUUCUAUGGGCUUAGGUGCAUGCAACUCAAGGUGUUCCUCAAGUUUGGGUAGCACCCAGCAUCUUUUAAUAUCC
Molecule: messenger RNA, 16708 nt
Organism: Porites evermanni
Lineage: Eukaryota; Metazoa; Cnidaria; Anthozoa; Scleractinia; Poritidae
Source: the annotation of a GenBank genome assembly